This is a messenger RNA of Oreochromis aureus, 4411 nucleotides long. It is a transcript of the gene slc7a5, whose product is annotated as solute carrier family 7 member 5. The record is from RefSeq and is a predicted model, not a curated record. Gene Ontology annotation, biological process: amino acid transmembrane transport; neutral amino acid transport. Bases 1017 to 2597 code for a protein of 526 amino acids. Gene Ontology annotation, molecular function: L-amino acid transmembrane transporter activity; neutral L-amino acid transmembrane transporter activity. The transcript is spliced from 10 exons. Gene Ontology annotation, cellular component: membrane. NCBI's taxonomy places the organism in Eukaryota, Metazoa, Chordata, Actinopteri, Cichliformes, Cichlidae.
UUUAGUGACCUUAAAUUAAAAUUUAAAAACUGAUGUAUACUUUGAAGUCCAAACUUUUAACACAAGCUGAAAUAGAGGCUCAGCGUGGCUGCAGCUUGUUGCUAUGUCAGCUUAAUCACAUGCCGAUCAUGCAAUUUGGAGGUGCGGCACAUAGUGUUAAUAACGCUCACCAUCAUUCCACCUUCAGUGUUAAUCUUAAAUCUGUCUUAAUAAACUACACUGUCAUAUUCAAAACUAGGGUGGUACUCGGGGUGGCAAGAGAUCAUUUUAGGGUGGCACGUGCCAUCCCAUGCCACCCCUCUAGAUCUGCCCCUGGGAGAUCUUCAUCAACAGGAAAUGCUGUAAAACUUACGAAAAUACAGUUAAAAGGAAAAAAAAAUGCCCUCAAUAACAUCUUCCCUAGCCAUCCAACGGGCCAGAUUAGGGUCUUUUCUGGGCUAAUUCCAGCCCGGGCCAUGUGUUUGAAACCCCUGCACCAUAUAUAUAUAUGUGUGUGUGUGUGUAUAUAUGUAAAAAGUCUUCAAACAAAUGCAAAAGAUUCACACGAUCAAAACACCGAGACACAAAAGGGGCAGAAAACAUUGUAAUUGUUCAGUGUCUCCUUAAACUUUGGUUGUGUUGCUUUCACGCAGAACGGUACCCGGGGGUGGCCUUGUCCCAUGAUCUCUCUGUGAUCUGGUCCCUGAAAGCCGCGGGUGCUGUGUGCGCUUCGGGGGUGCAGCGGAGCAGUAGCAGAUCUCCGACGCUAGGGAGUGUAAAGAAUAAAGGAGGGCUUUAUGGAGGAUAGGCUCUGACGUAAGGGGCGUCGUAAUUUCCAGGAUUCUUUCGUUCAGAGAGUAGAGAAGAGAAAGCACGCCGCUCUGAGUCAAACCAAAAGACACGCCGUAGACUCCUCGUGGCUGAGGCCGGCCUGAGCAUCAGAGCGACCGGCACAUCAGACCGGCGACAGAGGGGGCAGAGGCGGAGUGAGGGAAAGCUUUGUGCGGCAGACAGAAGAGGAACCAGCUCAGCCAGCGAUGUCAGGGCUGAAGAAGAGAAACUCCAACUCGUCCGUGGACAGGGAGGAGGACAAGCAGGUCACUGAGAGGAUGCUGUCCCCGGGUAGCGGCGGUGAUAGGGGGGGCUUCGGUCAGGAUGGAGCACCGGGAAGCGACCUCAGCAGCCCCGGCAACGUCACAGCAGGAGACGGAGCAGAGGAAGGGGUCGCCCUCAAGAGGACCAUCACGCUGUUGAACGGCGUGGCCAUCAUCGUGGGCACCAUCAUCGGCUCGGGCAUCUUCGUCACGCCAACAGGCGUAGUGAGGGAAGCUGGCUCUGUGGGUCUGUCCCUCAUAGUGUGGGCGGUGUGCGGGGUCUUCUCCACAGUGGGCGCCCUCUGCUACGCGGAGCUGGGGACCACCAUCACCAAGUCCGGCGGCGACUAUGCCUACAUCUUGGAAGUGUACGGCUCCCUGCCGGCAUUCCUCAAACUCUGGAUCGAGCUGCUUAUCAUCCGGCCGUCCUCCCAGUAUAUCGUCGCCUACGUCUUCGCCACCUACCUCCUGAAGCCGCUGUUCCCCGUGUGCUUGGUGCCGGAGACCGGGGCCAAGCUAGUGGCCUGCCUCUGCAUCAUGUUGUUAACCUUUGUGAACUGCUACAGCGUGAAGGCGGCCACCAGAGUGCAGGACUUCUUCGCGGCAGCCAAGCUUCUAGCGCUCGCGCUCAUCAUAAUCAUCGGAUUUGUCAAGAUCGGACAAGGUGAUACAGCCGGACUUCUUCCAGAGAAUUCCUUCAAGGGGUCCAAAUAUGAGUUUGGAAGUAUUGGCCUGGCACUCUACAGUGGCCUGUUUGCUUACGGUGGCUGGAACUACUUGAAUUUUGUUACAGAGGAGAUGAUUGAACCUUACAAAAAUCUUCCUCGAGCCAUCAUCAUCUCCCUGCCGAUAGUGACAGCAGUGUAUGUUCUAACAAACUUGGCCUAUUUCACCACACUGUCCCCCGAUCAGAUGCUUAACUCAGAGGCUGUGGCUGUGGAUUUUGGUAACUACCACCUGGGUCCCAUGGCGUGGAUCAUCCCGGUGUUUGUAGGUCUGUCCUGCUUCGGAUCAGUCAAUGGCUCACUGUUCACAUCAUCCAGGUUAUUCUUUGUGGGUUCUCGGGAGGGUCACCUGCCCAGUCUGCUGUCAAUGAUCCACCCCACUCUGCUGACCCCACUCCCCUCACUUAUAUUCACUUGUUUAAUGACGCUGCUCUACGCCUUCUCCAACGACAUCUUCUCCGUCAUAAACUUCUUCAGCUUCUUCAACUGGCUCUGCAUCGCCAUGGCAAUCAUAGGAAUGAUGUGGCUCCGCUAUAAGAAGCCUGAGCUGGAUCGACCAAUAAAGGUGAACAUUCUGCUACCAGUGAGCUUUGUGCUAGCCUGCCUCUUCCUUAUCAUUGUCUCCUUCUGGAAGACUCCAGUCGAGUGCGCCAUUGGCUUCGGGAUCAUCGGCACCGGACUGCCCGUCUAUUUUAUUGGUGUGUGGUGGCAGACUAAACCCAAGUGGCUGGUAAAUGGAAUCCACUCGACCACAGCUCUGUGUCAGAAGUUGAUGGAAGUUGUGCCUCAGCAGUCCUAAAACCAAGUCGCCCUUUUACUUCAGCCAGAGGCCAAUCAGAUUGCAGCAGAUUGGGCUAAGACAUCAGAACUGAUGAUGUUUGAACUCCGUUAACGCUUUUCACACACACUCACUUUCACACGCACACACACACCUCUGAUGAAGAAGUCUGAAGUUUAACAGCCAUCAUCAUUCUUUUGGGGUUAUUUGACCCUUUUAGUGUCAAUAAUUUGUAGUUUCUUUUGUUUCUUUUCUUUUUAUAAAACAAGAACUGUUUUUGUUUUGUUUUUUUAAUUUUCACUAAUUGUUCUGUGAAUACAUCGAAUCUGCUGUCACCAGAAACCUGUUGUAUUUAGCAGUGCCUUUACGUUGCAGAUGAAGGUGAGCGUAGCUGUAGGUUUUGUUGGCGAUGAUGCAGAACCAGCUGUCAAAAUCCACAAAAAAAACAAACAACAACUUUUCCCUUCAAGACGUUGUUGUUGGAUAUCACUGAACAAUCCGUUUUGCUCCUGCAGUCUUUACAAUUUCAGUGUUGUGUUGUUGUCUGUGCUGCUGUGCGUUUGACAGUCAGCAUCUGUCUGCCUCUCACUGUUGGUUAUUUGACCUGGCAUGUUGUGCGUAUGUGCACAAAGCUGAACAGAGGCUGUGCUUUUUUCCUUUUUUAAAAAAAUAUUUAAAGACGAUCAGAGUGCUGACGUCCUCUCACAUGUAGGCCUGCUGCUGUGGUUUAAUAUCGGGUCAGCGGGCAGUAAAUUAAACCUAAUGUAUGUUUCGUUUGUCUGGCUAACCAAGGCCCGACUUAAAUUUCUGUCUGAGUGUAAAAAAAUGUGCAGUCUACUGAUUCCUCAUAGGACUUCUGUGUUUAAAGUGUGGUUAAGCUUGACAGAGGUGCACAUGGGAAAUAGUAUUUUCUGAAAAGUGGGUCAAAAUGUGCAACCUUUCUGCUGUUCUUUUUGUGUUUUUAUUUUUUAGGGGGUGGGGGGGUGUCACCGAUGUCAGUGAUGUUAACUUUGGGGAUCAAUAUGUUGGAUAACUGAGCCUGGCAAUGUUUCCGACUACACGCUGCAGUAAAGCCAUGUAACACUCACAGCACGAGGUUAGAGUGGAAAGACAGAAACAAUGCAGUUUUGUUUUGUUUGUUUUUUCUGUAGUGGACGUCUGUGUGUGUGUGUGUGUGUGUGUGUGUGUGUGUGUGUGUGUGUGAGAUUGUAUAACAUAGUUGUUUUUCUGGGCACAGACAGAUGAAGCUUAAACGCCCCCCUCUAAAUUAUUCCAUGCAAACUUUUCCCCUUUAUUUCAACAAUCCCAUUCCGUUUUGUAUUUUUGUGUUUUGGGACCGUUAAAGUGAAGUGACACAGGAGUUUCAGUCUAGUUAUACGCAGACUGUCAGAGAGGAAGUUUGGGGGUUUUUUUGUAAUGGGUCGGGAGGGUUCGUUGAAGGUCAGAUGGAGCACGUUUUCACAUCACAGUAUAACUGUUAGUUUUUCAUUUUUCAUCCUCGUCUUUUGUUUUUAUUUCACGCACAGUAAAAGCUAAAAACAGAAAACUAGAGCUGCAUUAUUAGUGUCCACCCCGCUCCUCCUGGAAAAAUGACCAAAAGUACAGGUUACCAUGGCAGCGAUGGAUCCAGGAGGAGUGAUGUGUAUGUUAUAGAGUUAGAGCCUUCUAACACUCCAGCCAUCGCUCAGAGCUGAUGGAGAAACUAACCUAAAUGCGACUGUAGGAACUUUAUUUAUUUGUAGCAAACCUUUGAUGUGUAUUAUUAGUCGCUCUAAUUUGUUUACAGGGCAUUUUGUGAAAAGUGCUUGUAAAAUAAAUCUUGAGGUUUUUUUCCA